CCCAAUUUAAUAGAAUCCGACUCAUCUUGUCACAUCGUCUAAAAGUUAUUAUAUUUUUGACUUGCUAAAUUAUUUUAGUUUAUUUUUUGAUUUAUUUAUUAUUGUUUAUAUGUAGUCAAGUGGCAUUCGAAAGGAUAACUGAGUACAGAGACACAUUUCGACGAGACCUCAGGCCUCGGCCUUUGGCCAAAAACACUAAAAAUAUUGGAAUAUUCAUCUAAAAAGAUCAUACCCAAGCUAAAUUGACAUAUUUCAUAAUUUUUUAUUUUGUUUAGUAAUAAUGUCUCAGUGGAAUAAUUCUUAUUCUUAUAACCAGUACCAAGCACCUAAUAAUUGGAACAACGAUUAUAAUAGCCAGUAUCAAGCUUAUUAUCCAAAUCCGAAUAGGCAAUAUGACCCCAGUAAUCAAUAUGUUAGUUUUGAUGAAUUUCUAUCUCAAAUGCAAAUUUCAAAUCCACCACCUGCGAAUCCCGCUAACUACAAUAAUAUACAAUAUCAAAACUAUCCAAAUGCUCAAUAUAACAAUAUACCCAGUUAUCAAAAUGGUACCACACCUCAAAGCUCCCAGGCAGAAUAUGCCUAUGGAUCAAACACUGCCAAUUUUCCUAAUAAUGAGGAAACUUAUCAACCAAACAUGCAUAAUCAAUAUAACCCGGUGACCUCAGAUAAAAAUAAUUACACAAAUGAAGUGGUUUUUAAAUCAAAGCUAACACCAACUGCUACUGAAUUUGUGCCCAAAAGUUCCAAAUCGAAAUCUCCGAGCAGUCCACACAAUGAGAACAAUGAGUCCUCACAAGAAGCAAGUUCAUCGAGUGGUGCAUUAAGUAAACCAUCCAGUAAUUAUUCAAAACCAUCUUGUUCCACCAAUUGGAGAGAAAAACCCCAUAGCUCUCAACAAAGUACCUCAUAUAGUAAUGACACAACGAGUCAGAUGCAAAAAUUUUCUAAAAAUCAAGAUUUAAAUCGAACCAAUAAAGGUGAGUCAAAAAUUCGUAAUCAAGACUGUUAUAAUAGCCACCCCGAGUCUUUAGAUCAAAGCUCUACUAAAAUGCAUAAAGACUCAUCAAACCGUCCCAAUGAACUAAACAAUCGGAACCGCAAAUCCAAAAAUCGUUCUACUAAUAAUAAUCAAACCCAAGACACUAACUACCGUAAUCAAGAUUUUAAUCAUCAAGAUUCUAAUAAUCAUAGAACAAACAAUCGUAACAGCGAUUUCAACAGCUUUAAUCAUGAGACAAAUGCUCAUGAUGAUGUUAGCAUGCAAAAUGAAGGGGGCCAAUCAAAAUCCAACCCUAAGGCUAAGAAUAAAGAGUCUGAUGUAGGUCGAACUUUUUACAACAGUACACUGCCUAAAGAAAGUCAAGAUGUUAGAAAUGGUAGAAAUGAGGGAUCACGAAAUCGCAAAUGGGCAGGCACUCAGCGGUUAAGAGCUGUGGAACGCAAUAGUACUGAGGAUGAACAAUAUGCCAAUACAUAUGCAUAUCAUAGGGAAGAAAAAGUGAAAGACAAUGUGUCAAGUCCAAUGAGAGGAAAAAAGCCUUUUACAAAUGCAGGAGCAAAUACAGAAAUGACCCAGCGCGAACGUCUUAGUGAACAAUUAGAUAAAGGAACGCUUGAAUGUCUAGUGUGUUGUGAAAGAGUGAAACAAACUGAUGUUGUUUGGUACUGCAGCAACUGCUACCAUGUACUGCACCUCCGCUGUAUAAGGAAGUGGGCCAUAAGCAGUUUGGUUGAAGGCAAAUGGCGCUGUCCAGCUUGCCAGAAUACAAAUCAAGUCAUACCGGUUGAAUAUAGAUGUAUGUGUGGAGCAGUACGCAACCCAGAAUAUCAGAGAGGCUCAAGUGGAGCUCACACUUGUGGAAAAUCGUGUAAGCGGCCAAGGAACUGCCCACAUCCUUGUACAUUGCUUUGUCAUCCUGGCCCUUGCCCACCAUGUCAAGCAACUAUUAAGAAGAAAUGCGGCUGUGGCACAGAGACACGCUCGAUACUUUGCAGCAGCAAAUUGGCACAAGUUUGCGGUCGUCAAUGUAAUCGCAAACUCGAGUGUGGGGUGCACUCGUGCACAAAAGACUGCCAUGAAGGUCCUUGCGAUGCUUGUGAAGAAAUUGUUACCCAAGUGUGCCACUGCCCCGCGGCAAAGUCUCGCUCCGUGCCGUGCACGGCGCAGUCCGGCGCGUGCGCGACGUGGUCGUGCGCGGCGCCGUGCGGGCGCGUGCUGGCGUGCGGCGCGCACGUGUGUCGCGCGCCGUGCCACGCGGCGCCCUGCCCGCCCUGCCCGCUGCUCCCCGACAACGUGCCCACCUGCCCUUGCGGCAACACCAGAAUAGGCAAAGAUCAGCGUAAAUCUUGUACAGACCCAAUACCACUUUGUAGUAAUAUUUGUGCCAAGCCCCUGCCCUGUGGUCCUGCUGGAGAUAAACAUUUCUGCAAAGAGUGUUGCCAUGAAGGUAAUUGUCGCGUCUGCCCUGACACCACGCCGGUGCAAUGUCGCUGCGGUCACUCCAACCGGGAAGUCCCCUGCGCAGACCUGUCGCAGAUGGUUAAUAAUGUGAUGUGCCAGAGAAAGUGCAAUAAGAAGCUGUCGUGCGGGCGCCACCGCUGCCGCACGGUGUGCUGCGACGCGCAGACGCAUCGGUGUGCCGUAGCUUGCGCGCGCACGCUGCCCUGUCAGCUGCACCGCUGCGAGGAGUUCUGUCACACCGGACACUGUCCGCCAUGUCCUAGAGUCAGCUUCGAGGAGCUCCGCUGCGAGUGCGGGACGGAGGUGGUGCUGCCGCCCGUGCGCUGCGGCACGAAGCCGCCCGCCUGCAGCGCGCCGUGUCGCCGCGUCCGCCCCUGCGGACACCCGCCGCACCACUCGUGCCACUCGGGCGACUGUCCGCCCUGCGUCGUGCUCACCACCAAGAUGUGCUACGGAAAGCACGAGGAACGCAAAACCAUUCCUUGUUCACAAGAGGAAUUUUCGUGCGGUCUGCCAUGUGGCAAGCCCCUACCAUGUGGAAAGCACACAUGCAUAAAAACUUGCCACAAAGGUUCCUGCGAUACUGGCAAAUGCACGCAAGCGUGCACGGAGAAGCGUCCGAGUUGCGGUCACCCGUGCGCUGCGGCGUGCCACUCGGGCGGUGGCGGCGCGUGUCCUAGCGGGGCGCCGUGCAAGCGCCUCGUGUGCGCCACGUGUCCGUGCGGGCGCCGCAAGGCGGAGCGCACCUGCUGCGACAAUGCCAGAGAUUAUGCCAAGAUGGUGAGCACUUUAGCAGCAUCAAAAAUGCAAGAGGGUGGUACUGUGGAUUUGACUGAAGUUCAGCGUCCCAGUGCAAUGCUUAAAACGCUAGAGUGUGACGAGGAGUGCUUCGUGGAGGCGCGCAGCCGCCGCCUGGCGCUGGCGUUGCAGCUGCGCAACCCUGACGUGUCGGCCAAGCUCGCGCCGCGCUACAGCGAGCACGUACGCACCACGGCUGCACGCGAGCCCGCCUUCGCGCAGCUCGUGCACGAACGACUCACUGACCUCGUGCAGCUAGCCAAGAAGUCCAAACAGAAGACUCGUGCCCAUUCAUUCCCAUCAAUGAAUAGACAGAAGCGACAGUUCAUCCACGAGCUGUGCGAACACUUUGGCUGCGAGAGCGUCGCAUAUGACGCAGAACCUAACAGAAACGUUGUUGCCACAGCUGAUAAAGAAAAGUCCUGGCUACCGGCGAUGAGCGUGCUGGAGGUGCUGGCUCGCGAGGCGGGCAAGCGCCGCGUGCCGGGCCCCGUCCUGCGCGCACCCGCGCACGCGCCCGCCGCGCCCGCGCCCCCCUCCGCGCACGCGCAAACCUCUGCCGCCUCCAAGUCAUCAGGUGGCUGGGCGACGCUGACGUCGACGAACGCGUGGGCGGCUCGCAGCCAGCCCAAGCAGGCGCCUAAGAUAGACUACUUUGACAACCCACCCGAAAACUGAACGAUUAGCUCAAUUCGGACCAGAUGAGUGCAUAUGUCACCAAUGUAUAUUUUAUUAUUUAUUUAAUUUUUCAAAUUUUUUUAUGAAAUCGGUAGAAACUUGAACAUAUGUUUGUAAUUAAACUAUUUGGUCAUUUUUAAUCGUUGUUUGUUACAUUUAAAGUGACAAUAAAAACAUAAGAUAAUAUUUUAAUUAUAAUACAUAUGUAUGUGUUACAAUAUUUCAAAUUAAAAAAUGAUGUUUAUAUUUAAUGUAUCUUAACUUAAUAAAAUACUUGAAAUAAAACUUUAGGCGUAAAUAAUAUAAAUAUGUAUUAUUUGCAUGGUGACUUAGAAUUUAACCGAUUAAUGUCAUAAUUAAUGGAUGCACUUGUCUGUGUCUACUUUUUUAUAAGAAACUUACAAGUGAUUUCUGCAUCAUAGGAAAAAAGGUGAAUAAGGAAGUCAUUCAAAUAAAAAAAUAUAAUACACCAUAGUUAUAUAACACUUUUGUCAUAAUAACUGUUCAACGAAUAGCACCACGGACACAUACAUAAGGCAAUGC
Messenger RNA from Nymphalis io (European peacock), 4480 nucleotides. It is a transcript of the gene stc, whose product is annotated as protein shuttle craft-like. The coding region runs from base 281 to 3937 and encodes 1218 amino acids. Gene Ontology annotation, cellular component: nucleus. Gene Ontology annotation, molecular function: RNA polymerase II transcription regulatory region sequence-specific DNA binding; DNA-binding transcription factor activity, RNA polymerase II-specific; zinc ion binding. Gene Ontology annotation, biological process: negative regulation of transcription by RNA polymerase II. The transcript has 17 exons. Lineage: Eukaryota; Metazoa; Arthropoda; Insecta; Lepidoptera; Nymphalidae. The record is from RefSeq and is a predicted model, not a curated record.